AUGGCAAGAAGCUUUAUGGACCUCAUCUGGGACUAUGCGGUGUUCAUCGUGUUCAUCAUCUUCUCCACGCUCGUCCCACUGUGGGGUCGAUUUUUCGGCAAAAAGGAGAAAACCAAGGCCGACUACGUGUUUGGUCUCGGUACGAUCUCGAUGGGCGCCAUGAUGCUGUCGAUCGCCCGCGGUACCCUCGGCGUCCGGUCGUUCCUGGGUUACCCGAGCGAGCUGUUCUACCGCGGGUCGGCGAUGUGGGAAACGCUGUACGGCAUGGUGACCGCCUACCCGGUCGUCUGCUUCAUCUUCAUCCCGGUGUACUUUAACCUGGGCGUGACGUCGGUGUACCAGUAUCUUGAUCUGCGCUUCAACAGCCGGCUGGUGCGAUGCCUCGCCUCCGGGACGUACAUCGUGCGCUCGCUGCUGAACCUGGGCGUGACCGUGUACACACCGACCGUGGCCAUGAACACCGUCAUCGGCAUUCCGUACUGGGCAUCGCUGAUCGGCAUAUCGGCUAUCAGUAUCGGGUUUAAUCUGCUUGGAGGUUUGAAGGCCGCAAUCACCGCCGAUGUCAUCCAGGGCGUUACGAUGAUCCUCAUUUCGCUCGGCAUCAUCAUACAGGCGAUGGUGACGGUUGGGGGUUUCGAUAAGAUUUUCACCAUCCCUGCCGAAUCUGGUCGACUCGAUUUCUUCAACUUCACCGGAGACUUUACGGUGCGCGUGGACACCACCUCGGCCUGGCUUGGUCAGCUGUUCAUGUCGCUCAGUAUCUUCGGUUGCCAGCAGAACUUCGUCCAGCGCUACCUAAGCAUGAGCACGUUCAAGGAGGUGCGCCGUACGCUGAUGAGCAACAUCCCGGUCGUGAUCGUUCUCUUCUGUCUAGCCUGGAUCGUCGGCAUGGGCGUUUUCGCGGUGUACGCCACGUGCGAUCCGAUGCAGGCGGGAUACAUUAACAAAAUGGACGAAAUCCUUCCCUUCUUCGUGGAGGAUAAGUUUGCGUACCUGCCGGGUGUGCUGGGCAUCUUCAUGGCGUCACUGUUCAACGGGGCGCUCAGCUUGAACGUCUCCAAUCUGAACUCGUUGGCCACCGUCACCUGGGAGGAUUUCCUGUCCCAUCUGCCCCGCUUCAAGGGCAUCAGCGACAAGCAGCAGCUGAACGUGAUCAAGUUCAUCGGGUCCAUCUACGGUGUCAUCGUGAUGGGUGUUGGCUUCUCGGUGGGCCUGCUGUCUGGUGUGAUCGAGAGCAGCAUGCUGAUGACGUCGGCCACGUCCGGUCCGCUGCUUGGAGUGUUCCUGCUCGCCAUGCUGGUGCCGAUUGCCAACUGGAAGGGGGCCGCUUGUGGAAUGAUCGUUUCACACAUCCUCACACUCUGGAUCACGUUCGGAAGUCUAACGGUUUCGAAGGAAGUGAUUCUUCUUCCUACCACCAUUGAGGGUUGCACAAACGACACAUUCUCGUCCGGCAUUACGAAACCCACGAAAUCGUGGCUGCUAGCAAACACCCCGCUCGAGGUGGAGUCGGAAUUUCCGUACUUUGACUCGACGCUAGAGACACCUGCCGCCCAGGAGCGAGGCUUCCCGGAGAACAUCUACUCCGUGUCCUACAUGUACUACAGCUUGAUCGGCACGUUCCUCACGGUGGCCGUUGGAAUACUCGUGAGUGUGCUAACGUCGCACAGCGACGACGCAUACGAUCGGAAGCUGCUACAUCCGAUCGCCUACCGCUGCAGCAGACUGUUCCCCGGCAAGGAGCGCCGGUUCAUCGCCAAUCCGGACAUUCGUCCCAAGGACGCCGAACAGCCAGCCGUCGAGCAGAAGAAGUCACCCCUUGAGGAUCUCGAGCGAGACAAUUUGGGCUUCGACUCGCUAUCGGAGCAGUCGGGUGUUACCGUAGUCAGCGUCGACCCGAUACCGCCCAAGGUGCCGGACGACCGGGAAGUGUACCGGCAGCGCGAUGUAGAAGCGGCGCACUGACGCGGGACAGCAUUUUCCGCCAGCGUCAAUCAAACAAUCAAUAAGACUGUGAUAAACUCAGCGGACCUGCAGACGUAGGGCACAGACAGAGGUAGGGUAGGUACGGUAGCGAGCGCGGGCUCGGCAUUGACGGCGCCUGAUGACGGAUGGCUGCAGGCGACAGUUCCGGUGCCAAUCUCGACCCCAUUUUCUUCACCGCAAUAGUAUUUGUAGGACAGUGAAGUGCAUUAAUUUCGCCCUCCACAUCGACAAAAAAGAAAUAACAAAACUUGACAGGGCCCAUCAUGAUUCAAAGUACUUGAACCCCAAGUGUCUCAAUCAUUCAAAAGGGACUCAAGUAAUCGCGUGAAACUGUAUAAUACCAUUAGAUUUAAGCAUAAACUAGGCGGCUAUGUUCGAAUUGAAUUUCAAAGGGGAUGGGUCAUACUUGGAUUUUGUUUUAUGUUUGAUAUAAUUUAUAACUAAACGAGUCAUAAGAAACAAAUAUACGAAGAUAGAUUUAC
Anopheles coustani is the source of this 2468-nucleotide messenger RNA. RefSeq names its product sodium-coupled monocarboxylate transporter 1. Lineage: Eukaryota; Metazoa; Arthropoda; Insecta; Diptera; Culicidae. Bases 1 to 1965 code for a protein of 654 amino acids. The transcript has 3 exons. Gene Ontology annotation, cellular component: membrane. The record is from RefSeq and is a predicted model, not a curated record. Gene Ontology annotation, molecular function: symporter activity. Gene Ontology annotation, biological process: transmembrane transport; sodium ion transport.